Glycine soja is the source of this 939-nucleotide messenger RNA. RefSeq names its product F-box/kelch-repeat protein At3g23880-like. The record is from RefSeq and is a predicted model, not a curated record. The transcript has 2 exons. Bases 1 to 939 code for a protein of 312 amino acids. NCBI's taxonomy places the organism in Eukaryota, Viridiplantae, Streptophyta, Magnoliopsida, Fabales, Fabaceae.
AUGAGGGAUCUCCCAGGCAUCGCCCCAUGCUCUAUAUGUAGUUUACUUGAGAACCCAUCAUCCACUGUUGACAAUGGUUGCCACCAGCUAGACAACAGAUACUUAUUUAUAGGUUCCUGCAAUGGGUUGGUUUGCUUGAUUAAUUUGGUUGCUAGAGGUGAAUUCAGUGAAUACCGGGUCUGGUUUUGUAACCUGGCCACAAGGAUCAUGUCUGAAGAUUCACCACACUUAUGUCUUCGCUCAUGCAAUUAUAAACUUUGGUGGUAUCAAGUGAAGUGUGGGUUUGCUUAUGAUGAUCGGAGUGACACUUACAAGGUGGUGUUAGUCCUUUCGAAUAUUAAGUCACAAAAUUGGGAGGUGAGAGUUCACCGCUUAGGUGACACUCAUUGGAGAAAGGUUUUAACUUGUCCGGCAUUCCCCAUUUUGGGAGAAAAAUGUGGACAACCUGUGAGUGGCACUGUUAACUGGUUCGCAAUUCGCAAGUUGGGUUUUGAUUACGAAUGGGAAACUGUCACCGUCGAUCAAUUAGUAAUUUUUUCAUAUGAUCUAAACAAGGAGACAUUCAAAUAUUUGCUGAUGCCGAAUGGUCUUUCUCAAGUUCCCUGUGGCCCUGAACUUGGGGUAUUGAAGGGCUGCUUGUGUCUUUCUCAUGUUCACCGGAGAACCCAUUUUGUUGUUUGGCUAAUGAGGGAAUUUGGAGUUGAAAAUUCUUGGACUCAAUUGUUGAAUGUAACUCUUGAGCUUCUUCAAGCCCCUCUGCCCUGUGUAAUACUGAAGCCUCUGUGCAUCUCUGAAAAAGAUUGUGUGGAUAUUUUGGGUUGUUCCUUACUUUGCUGGAUGGUUCUAUUGGCUAUUGCUAAUUGUGUGUAUGCUUUGGUUUUGGCUGCAUUAUCUUUUCCUGGCUCAUACUUUGUUCUCAUCUCCUUUAAAUCCUCAUAA